AGAAUUUUACUUGAUCCCGACAAUACUUAUAGCCUUUGCAGGCGUCAACUGACUUGAAUCCUGGUUUCCGGCUCCAUCACCGCACCGAGGAACCGACUGCUGAACAAUUUGCACAUUAUCAGACAACUGCAGUGUCGUCAUAUCAACACAGCCGACCAACGGAGCUCUUAUCAACAGACUCGAGUCGCCCAUUCCAGUCGACGUUUGUUUGACGCUGCAGAUCGCCCAACAGCCGGCUGAGUGCAGUCACAAGUUCGGCCAGGCCAGCAGAACUAAGGUGCCGGCUUCUGCAAGACCUGUUGAUGAAAUAUGUGAAACCUCUGCCCGCGGACAAGCACUCACACGGUGUGGCCGAUUCAGCCUCUGCCAUCGCCAAGCAAAUUGGCCAGAUGGCGCAGAAACGGACGGUAUCAUACGCCGAUGUCCUCAGGGGCCACAAAUUGCUAGAGCCUGCCGAGGCAACCCACCAGGCAGAGCCAGCAAAGGUUUGCAAGCAGACCCAAAAUGAUCGCGAUAAGGCAACUCAGGGCAGCGACGCGGCGUUUCCUCCGCUCGGGCAAGCUAAGAAGGACCCGUCCGCGAUAUCCCCCAGCCGCAAGGGUCGGAAAGAUGUACAGCGGCAGCCGUCAAAAACUGCUUUCUCUUACGCUGAAGCUGUGAAGGGAAAGUCAUCAACGGUUGCCCUUAGACCCAAGAGGAUCAGACCAGGCUGGGAAGUCAACACCGAGACGUCGUCGCCUUUUACCAAGUCCACGGCCCCGGAGCCGGGCUUGGCCGCAUCAUUUCCAAGGGCAGAGGCAGGCGAUUCACAUGCAGAGUCCCUGCAGGGUGGCGAUGUGGGUGAUGGUUGCUAUUAUGACGGAAUAUCUUUCCAUCCUGCAGCAAGCGCACGUCGCUUGCGUAUGCGGGACUCUUCAUCUCAGCCACGUGCGGCGAAGAGGCCGAGCAACCGCCAAAUGCACCAUUCGGUCCCAGGGCAACAGUGGGCGGAGGUGCAGAAAGCGGCCCCAAGAUCAAAUGCCAUUCUACCAGCCAUCUAUAACCCGAAGCUGCGGCGCUUCUCUGCCGGAGCCACUGCUUCAUCGCAUUCGUUGCGAGUUCGCUCUGCGCCUCUUCCAGAUGCGUCCUCCGCACCUCCAUCAGCUACGUUCCGCCAAGGGUUACCAGACGAUAAGGUAAUCGAGGAAGCCAUUCAACGGGCGAUCAUCGCCGAGAAUAAGAGAAUUGAAAUGUGCAAUCAGAGAGCCGACCGCACCUUCGCAGCCAUCGCUGCCCAUGACCGGGGCGAGAUCUCACUCUGGGAUAUGCCAUACGAGUGGGACGUUCUGCUCACAUGCGGCGGAAGCUCCUGGUUCGUUCAUCACGACAUCCUGUGCCGCGAGUCGGACUGGUUCAGGGAACGGCUGCCGCCCAAGGACCGAGUAAGUUGACAGACGAACCCCCGAAUGCGAUGCGACGAGACCGCCCUCUCUUUUCCGCACACUAACACACAAGCCAGAACGGCGGAUACGUCACCUUCGACUGCAGCGACCUCCCGCGCGAGCAACUCGCCCACGCCUUAUUCUACUUGUACAACAAGAGUCAGUCCAGUCCAGUCCCCGAACCUGCUUC
Molecule: messenger RNA, 1611 nt
Organism: Thermothielavioides terrestris NRRL 8126
Lineage: Eukaryota; Fungi; Ascomycota; Sordariomycetes; Sordariales; Chaetomiaceae
Exons: 3
Coding region: 303-1430 (375 amino acids)
Source: RefSeq, a predicted model, not a curated record